Molecule: messenger RNA, 1770 nt
Organism: Truncatella angustata
Lineage: Eukaryota; Fungi; Ascomycota; Sordariomycetes; Amphisphaeriales; Sporocadaceae
Product: family 57 glycosyltransferase
Exons: 2
Coding region: 1-1770 (589 amino acids)
Biological process (GO): protein N-linked glycosylation
Cellular component (GO): endoplasmic reticulum membrane
Molecular function (GO): dolichyl pyrophosphate Man9GlcNAc2 alpha-1,3-glucosyltransferase activity
Source: RefSeq, a predicted model, not a curated record
AUGGCUUCCGCAUCGCCAGCCGCCCACAAGCCCCGGCGCAAGUCCAAGAAGCCAGGUGUGACCUUUGACCCAUCCACCAAGCCGGGCACCCUCGUACGCACUCCUUCGUUUCCUCUCGCAGCUUUCCUUUGGCCAGCGCGUAGUUCCUUGUCUCCGUGGGAGGUUCUACCCCUGAUUCUCAUGGUCGUUGGCUUGUUCAGAUGGGCAGCAGGUCUAUGGGGCUACUCUGGCUUCCAGAAACCACCCAUGUUUGGCGACUAUGAGGCUCAGCGACACUGGAUGGAGAUUACCACUCAGCUGCCCAUCUCACAAUGGUACUUCCACGACCUGCAGUGGUGGGGCCUCGACUAUCCCCCUUUGACGGCAUAUCACAGCUGGCUACUGGGCAAGAUAGGUUCGCUGAUCGAUCCCUCGUGGUUCACCCUCUAUACAUCGCGCGGUUCCGAAGAUCAGAACUUGAAAAUAUUCAUGAGGGCCACUGUCAUCGUCUCCGAGUACCUCGUCUACAUCCCUGCCGCCGUCAUCUUCGUCAGAAGAUUUAGCAGGCUAUUCGGUGUUGCCCAAUGGACAAGCUGGGUCGCACUCGUGGCAAUUCUCAUGCAGCCAGGCCUCAUACUUGUCGACCAUAUUCACUUCCAGUACAACACAGUCAUGCUCGGGCUUGUUCUUGCAAGCAUGUCCAGCAUGAUUGCUGAACGAUACAUGUGGGCCUCCAUCUUCUUCGUUGCAGCACUGGGCUUUAAACAGAUGGCUCUCUACUAUGCACCUGCUGUCUUUGCCUACCUCCUCGGAAGUUGCAUUUUCCCGCGCAUCAACGUGGGACGAUUCGUUGUCAUUGCUGGCGUCACUGCUGUGUCUUUUGCCGUUCUCAUUCUCCCGCUUGUUCUGGGAUCACUGUACGAUGCUCAGCGAGGCAUUGAUUCUCAGCCCGACCUUGACGGACCCCGUCCUUCACUGCCCAUAUUUACACAGCUCGAGGCAUAUCUCAACAAAGAUGCCACAUACUACCCAGUAGUUGAGCAGCUAGUCCAGAUGGUCCAUCGAGUAUUCCCUUUUGCCCGCGGCUUGUUCGAGGACAAGGUCGCCAACUUCUGGUGCGCAGCAAACGUUGUCUUCAAGUUGAAGCAGUAUCCCUCUGCCAUAUUACAGCAAGCCUCUCUGGCAGCAACGCUUGUCUCGUUCGCGCCUGCAACUUUGAUUCUUUUCUUCUGGCCAAGAAAGGAGCUCUUGCCAUAUGGCUUUGCUGUUACAGCCUGGAGUUUCUUCUUGUUCAGUUAUCAAGUGCACGAAAAGAGCGUUUUGCUCCCUCUACUACCGAUGACUGUCCUUUUGGCUGGCAAGGAAGGACUGAACAAGGAAACCCGCGCGUGGGUAGGUUUCGCCAAUAUCCUUGGAGCUUGGACUAUGUUUCCACUACUUGAGCGUGUAAAAUUGAGAGUGCCAUAUGCUGUCCUUACUGGUCUUUGGGCAUACCUCCUCGGCCUGCCGCCCACAUCACUGGGCGCAUAUCUUGGAAGCGAGAAAAACACAUGGGUACAGUGGAUGACAGCCCUUGUGCACUGGUCCUUUUACCUGGCAAUGGGCGUUUGGCACGUUGUCGAACUUUUCGUCAAUCCCCCGGCCGACAAGCCGGAUCUUUGGGUUGUGGCUAACGUUGGUGUUGGCGCGGCCGGAUUCACGUUGUGUUAUGCGUGGUGCCUUUGGAAGUUGGUCGCUCAAAGCGGAGUCCUCAGAUCCAGUUCGGCGAAUUCUUCGAAGAAGAGACAGUAA